Messenger RNA from Zingiber officinale, 2022 nucleotides. Its product is annotated as probable WRKY transcription factor 33. The transcript is spliced from 5 exons. The record is from RefSeq and is a predicted model, not a curated record. Gene Ontology annotation, biological process: regulation of DNA-templated transcription. Gene Ontology annotation, molecular function: DNA-binding transcription factor activity; sequence-specific DNA binding. Lineage: Eukaryota; Viridiplantae; Streptophyta; Magnoliopsida; Zingiberales; Zingiberaceae. Bases 7 to 1590 code for a protein of 527 amino acids.
GGCAUUAUGUUUCUUGGUCAAAUUCAGUCAAAAUGCGAAGAACCAUUUUGUUCCUCUCCGUCUUUAAUGCGCUGCUUGCUUUCCUCUCCGAGCGAAACCCUAGGAUAUCCGGAGGUGGUAGUUCCGAUGGCGGAGGAGGCAGAUUCGCUGGCGGUUACGGAGGAGGAGAAGCCCGUCAGAGAUGGAGCUGACGGCGGAGCUUCGGAUGCUGAGAAACCCGCGAGCGCUGAUCUCGCGCCGGCGGAAGCGCCGACAGGAGGAGGCUCUAGAGCCGAGACGAAGGCCGUCGCAGAAGGGAGGUCGUUUUCGCAGCUUCUGGCGGGUGCCAUGGCUUCGCCAACAGGGAGCUCCCGUUCGCCGACGAUCCUGACCGUCCCUGUGGUUGCCGUCCCUUGCUUGUUGACCCCUGCCUCGUUGAUCGAGUCACCUACGUUCCCGGGACAAUUUGCAAUGACCCAUCAAGCAGUAUUGGCAGCAGUCACAGCUCAGGCACAAAUGCAAAUGCAAAUUGCUUAUCCUUCUCCAUCAGAAGCAAAAACAAAUUCAUUCCCACUACCUAUUUCUCCAACUGUCAGCCCUAUGCCACUGCAACAAAUAUCCCCAGCAUCUGAGACACACACAGAUGAUAUUUACCACUGGCGGAAGUAUGGCCAGAAGCAAGUGAAGAACACUCGUAAUUCUCGAAGUUAUUACAGAUGUGCAGCCUCCAAUUGUGCGGCCAAGAAAAAAGUUGAACGCAGUCUAGAUGGAAAGAUUAAUGAAGUAAUCUACAGAGGCAAACAUAAUCAUAAUCCUCCUCAAAGGUAUCGUUACACAAGGGAUAAAGGAUCUCAGUCUGGGGGACCUUCUGGGGAGAAUGAAACUUUAGAUCAUCCGAGCAAUGAACCAAAUGAAUCAGAUCCUUCAACAUGUAAGACUGUAGUCCUUUCAGGCAAUGACCCUCUUGAGCAACGCUUGUACUGCUCAAGUGACUGUGAAAAAGAUAUUGGCAACACAACCAAGAAAGGCCUUGCUGAGGAACCAGAUCGAAAACAAAGGCUAACUGAAAGUUGUAAAAGUCCUUCAACCCCUGUGCCUAAAACAGUUAGGGAAUAUAUUGUACAGACUGAAAUUGAUGCUAGACACUUAAGCGAUGGCUAUAGAUGGAGGAAAUAUGGACAAAAAAUGGUGAAGGGCAAUUCUAAUCCUAGGAGUUACUAUAGGUGCACCCAUGAUGGGUGUACUGUUCGUAAGCAUGUCGAGAGGUCAUCCCAUGAUGCAAAAGCUCUUCUUAUCACUUAUGAGGGUAAGCACAAUCAUGACCAGCCAACUCCCAAAUAUGCCAGUGAUCAACAAACUGCUGAGGGUACUGCAUCUGGUACCACUAAGGAAGUUGUUACAUCUAGUUCACAGAUGAACUCCUCCAGCCUAGCUACCGAAGUCAAAGAAUUAUCUGGCGAGAAAACAUUAGAAUUUGGAGCUGACAAGGCACUAGAAUCUGCUGAGUCUCUCACAAGCACAAAGGACGCCAAUGGAAGGACGAACUCUGAUGGUGUGGUAACCCCUCUUAUUGACAAAAAGGCAACAGAAGUUUCAGUAGAAAACACAUGAAUUGACUUGUUUGUCAGUUUUCGGUAUGUGUUGUAGUCCAUUUAUCUUGUGACAGAUCGAUUGUUGUAUUCGCAUCUGUAUAGUCUUUACUGGUGUAACUGGUGCGGGUUCACAAACAGCUCAAUAUAGUAGCCUUGUUUUAAAAGGAUAAUUACUAAUCUCAGAAUCACAGGAGUCUGUGUCUUGAAAAAUCAUAAACUUAUCCUCCACCUAAAACAAUAGUAGUCUGAGUGACACAUUUGAUCCCUCUGAUUACGCAGAAGUAAUUUCUACAGGGGGACCAAUGUGUGGCUUUGUUCAUUUUUGGAAGUCAAAAUUUUGCCUCAAAUUUUCAUGGCAAAGGAUGUUUAUGGAGAAUGUUGACAUGAAAGCUUUUUUUUUGUGUAAUAUGCUACUUGAAAAAUAAUGAGAUCAUCUGCAGUUUGUUUAUUG